GGUGUGUGGAAGCGACUUAUUCCAAUUGAAGUGCGAGUUGAGUGUGCAUCAUCAGAUCGUAUAAAAAUGAAGAUGGUUUCGGUAGCGCUGGUACUGAUACUGUUCGGCACUGUCUACAGCAGCUCCGGAAUCGAGUGCAUGGAUGUGUGGGAUGAAGAGAGUAUUACUGAAAUGAUCGAGGAUAACAGACGUUACGAAGAAUCACUCCAAGCUGGUCAUGAUCAGCACGAGGAAGACGAAGAUGACGAGCAUCCCGUUGACAAUGAAGACGAUACCCUAGCAGGCUCGCACGAAGAGGAUGAAGCUGGAGAUGAUCAUGCACAUGACCACCAUGAUGAAUCAAAUGUAAAACAUUCGGAACAAACGCAGCGCCAUAAGCGUGAAUCUCCACUGGCAGGGCAGGUGAUCGUCCCAGAAGCAACGAAUGAAGAAACACCAGACUUAGAGACCGCUGAAACGCAUCUCUUCCGACCGGUGUUUCGAUACAAGUCGCAGUACACGGAAAGACGACGAGUGAGAACAUCGAAUGGGGAUGUCAACUUUGCACCCGCACAAUAGUUGAAAAUGCGAAAAGAUUCGCCAACCUUCCAGCUCGUCUACUUAUCAUUACACUCGUUCCACGAGCAUGUGUUGCAUUGUGUGUUAUUUUUAGUGUUCAUCUGUAAAUUACUCAUUCUCCUGCCCUUCAUCAUCGCUCCAUAUGCCCGUGCAGUCGUGCAGUCACGCUCUAUGAGUGUAAUAAAUAGGAGGCGUAAUUUUUAAUGGGUGUAUCUUCAUGCAUCACGUUUUGUAACCCGCUUGUGCGCUUGCAAUUGCGGCUUUGAGAACAUUGUUGCUGGUUCUCUGUGUAUGUGUGUGAUUUAAGUACGAGAAAAUCACAUAGAGGUGCGAAUUUUAGGUGAUGUACAGUGUUACCUGAAGGUAAACGGGAUGUUUACGG
Molecule: messenger RNA, 940 nt
Organism: Anopheles moucheti
Lineage: Eukaryota; Metazoa; Arthropoda; Insecta; Diptera; Culicidae
Exons: 2
Coding region: 67-558 (163 amino acids)
Source: RefSeq, a predicted model, not a curated record